AUGGCUCGUUACAGUUUUGAUAUCACCAGCGAUUAUGUACGACAGCCGCAGAAACACCGACAGUCGCCGCCGUACCAGCAACACACAAGCGUCGGACAGCACAACCAAGCACCUGCGCGACAAUCUGGUCAUCGAUCGCUGAGAAAAGCUCAAGCGGAAGACAUGUUAGAAAAAUACCACUUUGUCGGAUUUGAAAAGGGCGAUCCGGUCUCUGGAGACUCAGAUCUCUGGCAGAUAACAAGUGAGGUUAUCGAGGAUAGUAUCCGCCAGUACAGGAUUAGAGACGCCAACGUCGAAGCUGGUCAAAUGAUACAUAUCACAGUAUACAGCGGCGAAGACCUAAAGGAUCACAAAGCCAGCCUCGUCCCAGAACUGCAGAGGAAGGUAGACAAAAAGACCAAGGAUCUCGAAAAAUACGAUCGGUUCGACUGGGAUCUGGUGCAGCUUGAAGAACUAUGUGUCAACCUGCUCGGCCCGCCCGAUAAAGAAAAUAGCGAUAGUAGAGACAAAACGGACAAAGAAAAAAAAAGGGCCGGGAAAGAUAAGCGGAACACCAAGGAUAAAGAAAAGAAUCAGGUCGUCCUGGCGACUUCCCACAAAAGGUCAAAAAAGCCCCUGAUGAAACGGAUAGCCAUGAUUGCCAUUUACGAACGAGUUCCGAGAUUGAGAUUAGGAGAGGAUACUUUGGCCUUGCACAAAGAACAAACGCCAAAGAACUCCAACUCACCUCCAAGACCUCAUGUCGAGUCCAAUGCCCGGCCUGUGCCACAGCAAGGCGAGGUACCGCGACACGUCCCUCGCGAAGGCAUCUACGCGACGCCAGUGCCCAUCCAUGCACAACCGGCCGCGGAACCCACACCAGAUCCCCAGGUAGCUCGCGAAGCAGACUCGGGACAGCAAAUUACGGCGCCGUCGUACACUCAACCGAUACAAAGCCCCCAGGGCGCGCAGUCGACUCAAGCUGCGGGAAUACGAAGGCGCAGCCAUUGCAGCCCCUUCGACCUGUUUUCCUAUAUAUGGAACAGAACUCUGAGCCAGCGCAGGUCUUUCAGCAGCCGCAGAAGCCGCAGCAGCCUCGCCAAACUCACCAAGCUCAGCAGCCUCACCAAGCUCAGCAGCCUCAGCAGCCUCAGAAAUCUCACGCCUUUGACUACCGUCAGCAGUCUCAGCAGCGUCAGCCACUUCAGCACCUUCCCAACCCUCAGCAGACUCAACACGUUCAGCGCCCUCGGCAGCCUGAGCAGCCUCAGCAAGCUCAGCCGCCCCAGGACCUUCAAACCCCUCACCAAACUCAGCACUCUCAGCACUCUCAGCCCAUCCAGCCCCAUCAGCGACCCCAUCACCCCAAUCCACCUCCCGAGCCGCACCAAACUCAUGAGUCUCACCAAGCUCGGCCACAUCAGCAACCGCAGCCACAUCAACAGCCGGCUGUGCAGCAGCGUGCAGCAAAUGCGCCGCCUGUUCUACGCAAACCGACGGGAAAUUCCACCCGUGGUGCAAACGUGA
This is a messenger RNA of Akanthomyces muscarius, 1506 nucleotides long. RefSeq lists its product as uncharacterized. Lineage: Eukaryota; Fungi; Ascomycota; Sordariomycetes; Hypocreales; Cordycipitaceae. The transcript has 2 exons. The record is from RefSeq and is a predicted model, not a curated record. The coding region runs from base 1 to 1506 and encodes 501 amino acids.